This is a messenger RNA of Gastrolobium bilobum, 1558 nucleotides long. RefSeq names its product pantoate--beta-alanine ligase. Gene Ontology annotation, molecular function: pantoate-beta-alanine ligase activity. Gene Ontology annotation, biological process: pantothenate biosynthetic process. Bases 185 to 1120 code for a protein of 311 amino acids. The transcript is spliced from 5 exons. The record is from RefSeq and is a predicted model, not a curated record. Lineage: Eukaryota; Viridiplantae; Streptophyta; Magnoliopsida; Fabales; Fabaceae.
AGCAGCACAAUGUGUUGACUGUGGAGCAAGAAGUCUUAUCAAUGAUAGAAUGUGUUAAGCUGCAUAUAAAGAGAAGGCCUGUUAGAGACAGUGGCUUCUAGCAUCAGACGACUUUCAAGACUGAUCAAAGGAACAGGGAAGAUUACUCAAAAAUUACCCACUUGAAAUUCUCCAACUCAUUCUAAUGGCACCCAAAGAGCCAUUGGUGAUAUCUGAUAAGGAUGAGAUGAGGAAAUGGUCAAGGGCCAUGAGAUCCCAAGGCAAGGUCAUUGGGCUUGUGCCCACCAUGGGUUACCUUCAUGAAGGCCACCUUUCUCUUGUCAGAGAAGCUCACAAACACACCAACGUUGUUGCUGUCUCCAUCUAUGUAAACCCUGGUCAGUUUUCACCAACUGAGGACCUUUCCACAUACCCUUCUGACUUUGAAGGAGAUAUCCAAAAGCUCAUGUCUGUUCCUGGUGGUGUUGAUGUUGUUUUCCAUCCCCACAAUCUUUAUGAUUAUGGAUUUGAUACAAAAAAGGGUGAUUUUGUUGCGGGAGAGGGUGAUGGGGUGGUGUCUUGCAUUGAGCAGAGUGCGUUGGGGCAUGAAACUUGGGUCAGAGUUGAGAAGCUGGAAAAGGGUCUUUGUGGGAAGAGCAGGCCAGUUUUCUUUAGAGGGGUUGCUACCAUUGUGACCAAGUUGUUUAAUAUUGUGGAGCCUGAUGUUGCUGUGUUUGGGAAAAAGGAUUAUCAGCAGUGGCGAGUUAUUCAGAGAAUGGUUCGAGAUCUUGAUUUUUCCAUAAAAGUUAUAGGUUCUGAAGUAACACGCGACAAUGAUGGCCUGGCAAUGAGUUCUCGUAAUGUGCACCUUUUACCCCAAGAGAGGGAAAAGGCACUAUCUAUAAGUAAAUCAUUGUUAAGGGCUCAAUCAAUAGCAAAAGAUGGUCAGGUGCAUUGCGAGAAGUUGAGAAACUUGGUCAUCCAAUGUAUUACCGAAGCUGGUGGAAGGGUUGAUUAUGCUGAGAUUGUUGAUCAAGAGAGCUUGGAGAAAGUGGAAGAGAUCAAGAAUCCUGUUGUCUUCUGUGUUGCUGCAUGGUUUGGGAAAGUCAGGCUUAUUGACAACAUGGAAAUCAACUUGUAAAUGGAUUUUUAAAUUUGAUCUGGUGUUUCAUCUCAGAUACGGACCUCAUGGUUAAUAGUUCUAGCAGUUAAUGGGGUAUAGGACAUCUCAGAUUUUUUUCUACAAGCUAUGCAUGAUUACUUGUAGAUAAUGCAUUUUACCACCUUAUAAAAUGCUACCAACGGGACUGGUUGGAAUGAGGGAACUGGUCUGUUUCCUCAUAAAUUGGACAAAAUACUCUUUCUUGGAUUAUUUAUCAGAAGAGUUCAACUAUUUGCUGAAUAACACUUCCAUGAAAAUGGAAACGGAGGAUUGAAGUUUGCUGACUGCAAAACAUUAGAUGGAAUAAUUCGGACUGGUCUUUGUAUCCUAAUUGUUAUUUUUUUAAGAUUAAUUUAAUGGUAUGACUUUUAUUUCAGCAAAACUAUGCUAAGGACCAAAAGGCCAGCACAAGGCACA